Messenger RNA from Morone saxatilis (striped sea-bass), 1520 nucleotides. RefSeq names its product interleukin-11-like. Gene Ontology annotation, biological process: positive regulation of cell population proliferation; positive regulation of MAPK cascade. The record is from RefSeq and is a predicted model, not a curated record. NCBI's taxonomy places the organism in Eukaryota, Metazoa, Chordata, Actinopteri, Moronidae. The coding region runs from base 11 to 733 and encodes 240 amino acids. Gene Ontology annotation, cellular component: cytoplasm. Gene Ontology annotation, molecular function: growth factor activity; cytokine activity. The transcript is spliced from 5 exons.
CCGCUGUGUCAUGCUCUUUGAUAUAAUGUGUAUUGCAGACUGGUUACCACACACUGGUCCUUUAAGAAAACACAUGCAAAUAGCUUCAGACGACAACAAACUCAACACUCAAAGUCUUUUACCUCUUUUUGUCUUUUCAGACUCCGCCUCUUGUCUUCUCCACCUGCUGCUGUUGGCUGAGCUGUUUGUCAGAUCAUCAUCUCGUCCCACCAACAAUCCAUCCAUCUGUGGCAUGUUUAGACCAAUGAUCCAUCAAGUGGAGAAGCUGAGGGAAAACAGUAAACUCCAUGAUCUGAGCAACAAUGAUGAACUUCAAACCUUUGACGGUGUGGAAAAAAGGCUGGACAGUCUUCCUCUUAUACAACACGAUGCUGGAUAUUUCAGCUCAUUGAAGGUGAACAAGACACUCUCACAGCUGUAUGUGGACAUUCAGUCCUUCAGGCUGCAUGUUGACUGGUUGAAAACAGCCAAAGCAAACUUCAGUCUCCCCUCCCAGUCAGCGGAGGGCACCAUCACUCACCUCCGGCACCUAUCCAAACUCGUUAAUGCAUCUCUUCAACAGAUCAGUGAGGAGGUUCCUCAGACACCUUCCCCCUCCCUCCCUGACGUCUCCACAGCCUUUGACGUGCUCCAGUUCUCCAUCGAGAUCUCUGACCAGUUACAAGUCUUCUGUGACUGGUCAACAAGAGUGUUACGGCAACUCCAGAGACAAUCCCGCUGCCCUAGACAUUGAGCGUCCGCCUUCAGCACAUAAGCAACUGCUAAUGUUUUCCAACAAAACCACUGUUGUAUGAUUUUUAACCAGCAAGGAGUUGUUUUUUUUCUAAUAUGUAAGCCAGUUGGUAGUUUGGUCUAGAGUGAAAUAUCUCAAAAGCUAUUGGAUGGAUUGCCAUUAAGUAGCCAUUAAGUUUUUACAUAUCCAGUGAAAUAUUUCAGUGUCUAGUGAAUGGUUAGACAUAAAACAUUCAAGGUCCCUAGAAUAUCAAGCUUUUAUGAUUGUGGUGAUUUGUUAGUGAACUGUUGGGUGAAUUGCUAUGAAGUUUAGUACAGACAUUCAUGUUCACUGACUUUACAUUUAGCGCCACCACCUGGUCAGAUAUCCCAAUUAGUCUGCAAAAUGAAUGACACAUCAGAUUUUUGUGCUUUGCAAAUGUUACAAUAGCUCAAAGUGCCGCAGUGCCUAAAUACAGCCUCUCAGAGCUGCUAGCAUGAGCUGUAGGCUCUUAGUGUCAUUUACAUGUGGUGAUAUGCAGGGUCUGAUCUGACACAAAGGUGUCAUAUUUAAUGCAGAUUGAGACUGAUUUGACGUAAUAAUGUUGAGUUUUUGAUGCACUGUGUGUGCAUUUUGGCGCUCUGUUUACAUACGUUUUGAACGCUGUGUUGGCCGUCACAUUAACACAGCGGUAUAUUCGGCAGUAAAACAGAAUGUAAGUUUAUUGCAUGUGCUAAAGAAAAUAUGUAUUUACAUGUAGCCUUUUAAAAUGUUCUGUACUAAUGCACUGAGCAAAGGUACUGCCACC